AGGAAAAUCACAAGCAUGACAUGGUUCGCACGUGUGUAAGAGUACACGUGCGAGUUGCCGGGCGCGGGAAUGGCGACGGGGAGCCGAUGAUAAGAGCGCGGGGCAUCGGAGUGAGAUCCCCCAACAAGGUCGCCGGAGAACUCGCGGAGACCGGAGAUGAAGGGAAGGAGCCUCCCGAUCAUCACCUUCGAGCACAAGAGGGAUACAUAUGGAUUUGCGGUGCGGCCUCAACACUUGCAGAGGUACCGGGAGUACGCCAACAUCUACAAGGCAAUGAGGAGGAAGAGGAGAGAUCGGAGCGGUGGAAGGACUUCUUGGAGAGGCAGACAGAGGCUGGCGAUGUGCUCCAUGACAAUCCUCCAGCUGAGGAAAGUAGUGUCACUUCACCAGUUGCACAGGAAGAACAACCUGAGGAAACUAGUCUUGAGGGCAGAGGUUACCCAGAGGAACUCACCUCAGAAGAGGAAGUUGCAAAUGUGGAUACCAAAACUCAUGAGAUCCAGAAGUGGGCUCCCCUUAGUGCUUCUCUCAGUGCCAUUGAACAGUUGAUGAGUGUUCGUGUCAAGAAAAGGAGGAACUUUUCUAAAGAUGAUCAGGUUGGUGGAAAAAGUGGGGAUGGCUUAGCUUCGAUAGAUGAGGGGAGGCCGGUUAAAGGGGCAUCAGAAGAGGACUCAGAAGAAGAGUUUUAUGAUGUGGAGAAGGCAGACCUGGUGCAGGACGUAGCUUCCAGUGACGGAACAGGUACUGAUUUGGGCAGUCAAUACCUCUUCCCCCCUUGGAGGGAAGAGUUGGAAAGCCUGGUCCGCGGGGGAGUCCCAAAGGGUCUUAGAGGAGAGUUGUGGCAAGCCUUUGUGGGAGUGAGAGCACGCCGGGUGGAGGGUUACUACCAGGAUCUGCUGGAUUCAGAAGCUAAGAGCAGUGAUGAUAAAGAAAUUAACAGCACAUGUGACAUUGCCGAGAAACCGCAAGGAUGUGUUAAUGAAAAAUGGAAAAGACAGAUAGAGAAGGACUUGCCAAGGACAUUCCCUGGGCAUCCUGCAUUGGAUGAAGAUGGCAGAGAUGCUUUGAGGCGGUUGCUCACAGCAUAUGCUAGGCAUAACCCAUCAGUUGGCUAUUGCCAGGCCAUGAAUUUCUUUGCAGGCAUAUUAUUAUUGCUGAUGCCCGAGGAAAAUGCAUUUUGGACUUUAUUGGGCAUAAUUGAUGACUACUUUGAUGGCUACUAUUCUGAGGAAAUGAUAGAGUCUCAGGUGGAUCUACUUAUCCUUGAGGAGAUAGUGCGUGAGCGAUUUCCCAAACUGGUUAAUCAUCUUGAUUACCUGGGAAUUCAGGUCACAUGGGUUGCUGGUCCUUGGUUCCUUUCCAUUUUUGUCAAUAUGCUUCCUUGGGAAAGUGUUCUUCGUGUGUGGGAUGUGCUUCUCUUUGAUGGAAAUCGUGUAAUGUUAUUCCGCACAACACUUGCAUUGAUGGAGUUAUAUGGUAUUCCCCAGACACUUAAGUCUGAUAUAUGUUUUUCUGCCAGUUGCUGGAGCCCUGCAUUAGUGACUACCAAGGAUGCUGGAGAUGCAGUUACGUUAUUGCAGUCUCUUGCUGGUUCUACCUUUGACAGCAGCCAACUUGUCCUAACUGCUUGCAUGGGUUAUCAAGCUGUGAAUGAAACAAAACUCCAGGAGUUAAGAAAAAAGCAUAGGCCUGACGUUAUAGCUGCCAUGGAGGAAAGGUCCAAAGGGCUUGGUGUUUUGAAUGGUUCCAAGGGUCUUGCUACCAAGCUUUAUAGUUUUAAACAUGACCCAGGAUCUCUCUUGUCCAAAACAGCAGAAAAUUUAGGUGACACAAAUGGGGAUGCUCACCUUUCUCAGCCUGAGUCUUCAGAUAGUGGAGGUUUUUUGAACAGUGAAAUGGUGGAUGCUGAAUUUGAUUCUGUGCCUCAUCUUAAAGAACAGGUGGCAUGGUUGAAGGUUGAGUUAUGCAGGCUCCUCGAGGAGAAAUGGUCAGCUACUCUCAGGGCAGAAGAAUUGGAGACAGCUCUUAUGGAGAUGGUUAAGCUAGAUAAUCGGCGCAUCCUGAGUGCCAAGGUUGAACAGUUGGAGCAAGAGGAAUCUGAGUUGCGCCAGCUUCUCGCAGAUAAACAGGAGCAAGAGCAUGCAAUGCUUCAGGUUUUGAUGAGGGUCGAGCAAGAACAAAAAGUGACCGAAGAUGCUCGCAUAUUUGCUGAACAAGAUGCUGCUGCUCAGCGUUAUGCAACACAUAUGCUACAGGAGAAAUAUGAAGAAGCCAUGACUUCACUGGCACAAAUGGAGAAAAGGGCUGUAAUGGCAGAGACAAUGUUGGAAGCCACCUUGCAGUAUCAGUCUGGUCAGGUUAAAGCGCAUCCGUCUCCCUCUCCUUCUCCGAGAACUCCGAGAGGGGACCACGCAACUGGCAUGCCCAACCAAGAAUCAUCUCAGGAGGCACCGACAUGGAAAAUGGGCUUUAGACCUUUUGGUCUUGGCUGGCGAGACAAAAACAAGGGUAAACCAAGUACCAACGAGGACUCGAGUGAUGUCAAACAUCUUAACGAUGGAACCCCAUCCAUCAACACUCCACAGAAAGAUACGAACAACCAUCAAGAAUCAAGAUGAGAAACUUAAUUGAUCAAGGGCAUGCCGUAUAUCUCAGUGCACCACCUCCUUGUGUCACCAGACAGUCAUACAUCCCAUGUUCAUCUUGUAUUGUAGUGAGAACAUCCCGUACGGUAUACACAGAAGAGCGGAUGGCAUUAGAUCGAUCACCGGCUUGUUUCUUCUUCUCGUACUGGCUUAAAUGCUCGUAGAUUUCUUCAUCAGUCUGCAGUUUUUGCAUAAUUUAGAUGUAUAGGCUUGCCAUCCAUUGUUUCAUUAAUUAUCAAUAAACACCAGCAGUGAUGAUGAGAGUAGAGUAAGAGUUUAGCUCGUAGCGUAAAGUUAUGCCACAGGUUGCCAUGUUGGUUUAUUUCUUUAAGUUAUACAAGUAAACCCUUGCCUGUUCGUCCUACAUGUAAACUCAUAAUCUUAUGCUGACUUUUUAGCUAAACUGCUAUUUGUAUAUAUUAUUACUAUGGAUCUGUUUGAUACGCGAAGUUUUAAGA
Dioscorea cayenensis subsp. rotundata (Guinea yam) is the source of this 3103-nucleotide messenger RNA. Its product is annotated as TBC1 domain family member 8B-like. The transcript has 18 exons. Lineage: Eukaryota; Viridiplantae; Streptophyta; Magnoliopsida; Dioscoreales; Dioscoreaceae. The record is from RefSeq and is a predicted model, not a curated record. Bases 21 to 2618 code for a protein of 865 amino acids.